Fundulus heteroclitus (mummichog) is the source of this 2409-nucleotide messenger RNA. RefSeq names its product gastrula zinc finger protein XlCGF57.1. NCBI's taxonomy places the organism in Eukaryota, Metazoa, Chordata, Actinopteri, Cyprinodontiformes, Fundulidae. Gene Ontology annotation, molecular function: RNA polymerase II cis-regulatory region sequence-specific DNA binding; DNA-binding transcription factor activity. The coding region runs from base 529 to 2058 and encodes 509 amino acids. The record is from RefSeq and is a predicted model, not a curated record. Gene Ontology annotation, biological process: regulation of transcription by RNA polymerase II. The transcript has 2 exons.
GCAGACGUGAAUUAUACGUUUAUCCACUGGGAGGCGGUAAGGAGUCGAUAUGUUUUUGUCUAGCCUCGGUUAAUCCAAGAAGAAGACUUUCUGUGAGCAUUAGCAUAGGUAGCUUUAUCCUGUAGUUGUCUCUGGGGUGAAUAUCUGUCCACUGAUCGGUGUCCUGAGUGAUCCCCUCGUUUCCUCACAGCACUCAAACCCAAUGAGGGCGGUUCUGUUCAGACCUCCUCCACAGCCGGCCGGACACUCACCGAGGGACUGCACCGCUGAUUGGAGGCUGGAAUUAACUGGACAGCUCCAGGUGAAAAAUAACAAGCAAAACGAUUGAUCAGCAAUGCAAAGUCUUUAAAUACCAGAUUUUUAGAUAAUAGUUUGAGUUGUGGGAAUCAGCCUCUGCAAAGUUUUCGCGGCAGUCCAGAUACUGAUCGGUGGAAAUCAGGAGGCUAGAAGGACCAACCACAGCAUUAUCUCUCAAAGAAGAUAGAUGUUCUCACUGACAAGAAGUUCUGGAUCCAGCAGAGAAACUUCAUGUUUGGUCCAGAGAAGACUCAAGGGAUGGAGGAACCAGAACCUGUACAAGUAAAGGAUAAACAGCAGGAGCCAGAACCUCUGCAGAUAAAGGAUGAACAAGAAGAGCCAGAACCUCUGGAAAUAAAAAAUGAACAAGAGGAGUCAGAAACUCUGCAGAUAAAAGAUGAUCAAGUAGAACAAGAACAUCUGCAGAUAAAAGAUAAACAGCUGGAGCCAGAAGCUCCGCAGAUAAAGGACGAACAAAAAGACACAGAACCUCUGCAGAUGAAGGAUGAACAAAAGGAGCCAGAACCUCUGCAGAUAAAGGACGAACUUGAGGAACCCUGUCUCGAUUUUGAGAAAGAACAGCUUGACCCAAAGCAGAUUGAGCUCUUAAUGGUAAAUCCUACAUAUAAAGACAGGGAACCAGAAUCAAACAGGGUCCAGGUCUCUACAAAACCCGAGAACCAAAACCAGGAAAAGAAAAGUCAGAAAGAUAGAGGUUCAAGUAAUGGCGGGGGUAAAAAAAUCAAAAGUCACAAUGACAAAACAGAGAAACCUACUGUAAAAAAACGAAAGAAACCACAAAUGAGUGGGAAUUUUUCUUCUUGUAAACUUUGUGGUAAAGUUUUAGGUCGGACUUACUUGAAUGAACACAUGAAAAUUCACACAGGCGAGAAACUUUUCUCUUGUGUGACCUGUGGAAAGAAAUUUGUUAAAAAAAGUCACUUGACAGUUCAUGUCAGAAGUCACACAGGUGAAAAGCUUUUCUCAUGUUUGACUUGUGGAAAAGGUUUCAGCUUAAGAGGGAAUUUAUUUCGACACAUAAAAACUCACACAGGUGAGAAACUUUUUUCAUGUGUGACAUGUGGAAAAAAUUUUAGAGAAAGAGAAACUUUAUCACAUCAUAUGAGAAUUCACACAGGUGAAAAGCCUUUCUCAUGUAUGAGCUGUGGAAAAAGUUUCCGCUUAAGAGGAAGUUUAUUUCGACACUUAAAAACUCACACAGGUGAAAAACUUUUCUCGUGUGUGACAUGUGGAAAAUGUUUUUGUGAAAGAGAUACUUUAUCUCAGCACAUGAGAACCCACACAGGUGAGAAGCCUUUUUCAUGUCUCACCUGUGGAAGAAGUUUUAGCCAAAAAGAGAGUUUAUCUCGGCACACGAGAAUUCACACAGGCGAGAAACCUUUCACAUGUGUGGCCUGUGGAGAAAGUUUUAGGCAAAAAGGAGCUCUUUCUCAGCACAUGAGAAUCCACACAGGCGAGAAACCUUUUUCAUGCGUCACCUGUGGAAGAAGUUUUAGCCAAAAAGAGAGUUUAUCUCGACACACGAGAAUUCACACAGGUGAGAAACCUUUCACAUGUGUGACCUGUGGCGAAAGUUUUAGGCAAAAAGCAGCUUUCUCUCGGCAUAUGCGAAAUCACACUGGAGAGAAGCCUUUCUCGUGUUUGACCUGUGGAAAACGUUUUGGCCAGAAAGGAGGUUUAUCGCGGCACAUUAAAACUCACUCAGGUGAGAAGCCGUUCUCAUGUUUGACCACUGUUUAGGAGCUCAUUUAAAAAGCUUGGAAUUUAACUUGAAUUGGUGAGGACAGAGGAGGUUUUGGGACUGAUGCAGUGCUUUGCUUUCCUUUGAUCCUGAACCUUUGCAAUUUUACUUUAAUGUUGGACCCCUCCAUGUCCUUCCCACAUUGUUAAAAAAGUAACAUACUAGUGAUAAGGACAAAUAAACCACUUUAUGGUUGGACCAGUUUCGGUUUAAUUUGCAGGCCAACAAUGACCUUAACGAGUCCCCAUUGCUAAGGGAGUGGACCUGUUUCGGUUCAAUUUGCAGGUCAUCUAAGCCAUUACAAGGCCUUUGUAGGACAGUACUAUAAAGCUUGCUACUCCACCUUACUC